AUGCAUUUUAACAAUUAAAUAUGGGCCAUUUUGUGGAAAAAUAUGAAGAUGACCAAUAUGAAAGAAUUAGGCAAAGAAUUCUUCAUACCAUUUAUAACGAUAUUCGUGUUAUUAAUGGUAUAGGAAGGUGAUGAAGGUACAGGAAAGUUGUUCAUGGCAAUUAUGGUGCCUGUUUACAUUCCAUCUUGUUUUGUAGGUUUAUGUAGAUAAUUGUUAGUGGAAUAUGUACAUGAGAAGACAAAUAAAUAUAGAGAUCUAUAUAAAGUAUAUUGUAUUUGUUAAUAUUAGAUAAUGGGGAUGAAAUUGUAAAAUUAUAGGAUAGCUUGGUUUAUUACAUAUAUAAUAAAAAGUAUACUCAUUGGCUCAUUUAUACUAAUAACAUUGCUAUAUAAAUUAAAUUUCUAAUAAUCACUUUAGAUGAUAGUAUGCUUUAUUUUAUUUAUUUUUGCUUAAGUUGGAUAGACUUUAUUAUUAUCCACUUUUUUUAGCAAUUCUUAAUUGGCAGGAGAAUUUGGUUCAUUCUUUUAAACAAUCUUAUCUACAUUCUAUUUUGCAUCCUUAUACUAAUUGGAAUAUUUAGUUUAUGUGUGUCCAUAAUCAAUUAUUUCAUUUUAUCUGAUGAAUAAACUAAAUGGUAGCAAUAUAGAAAGUGUGUCAAAUUAUUGCAUUUUAAGUUUAUCAAUUCAUCUAGUAGCAUAUUAUUUUUUGUUUAAUGUUUUGGAAGAACAAUGUAUGAAAGGUGGGAGAUGUUUAUGGACAAGGAAGAAUAAGACAGGAUAUGUCUAAUUAGAAGAUUAAAUGGAGGUAAUAAGUAGAAUAUAUAAAGAUGAGAAGAUAAUAUGAUGAAGAGGGUUUAGCAUUUACAUCAGUUGAAAUUGUGAAAUUAUUUAAAUAAUAUGGUGAUAUUGUGGCAGUUGAUAAUUUGAAUCUGAAAAUAUAUUCUCAAUAAAUCCUUUGUAUUUUGGGAUAGAAUGGAGCUGGCAAAACUACUACUCUUAAUAUAUUGACAGGAUUAAUUGAAAAAACUAGUGGCAAGAUAUUAUAUUUUGGAAAAAGUUUUGAUAAAAAAAGAGAUGAAAUUCAAAAACUAAUUGGUUUUUGUCCAUAAGAGAAUUUAUUAUAUGAUUAAUUAACAGUAUCAGAAUCAUUGCAAUAUUAAAGUAUGAUGAGAGGAACAGAUUCAACUACAGAAAUUGAUAUGUGGUUGAAUUUAAUGUAAUUACAAUAAUAUUCAAAUUAUAAAACUCAUGAAUUAAGUGGUGGAAAUAAACGUAAAUUAUAAAUUGCCUUAGCUUUGGUUGGAGGAUCUUAAAUCAUAUUUCUUGAUGAACCAACUGCUAGUAUUGAUCCUGAGUCUAGAAGAUAAAUAUGGAAAAUAUUGAAGGAAAUAAAAUAAAUUAAUAAAACUCUUAUUUUGACUACUCAUUUUUUAGAUGAGGCUGAAGAAUUGGCUGAUCGUAUUGCAAUUAUGAAAUAAGGAUAAAUUAAAAUAUAUGGAUCUCCUGAUAAUAUAAAAAAAGAAUUGGAAGUAGGAUUUACAUUGACAUUUGGGAAUAUUUAAUCAUCUCAAUAAUAAUCAAAAAUAAAAUUAUUAUUUCCUGAAUUAGAAUGUUCUAUUGGAUCAAAAUUAGAAUAUGACAACAUUAAAUAUAUUCUUAAUUAAAAUUAACUAUUUUCUAUUGUUGAGAAGUUAAAUGAAUUAAAUAAAACAGAAAAUAUUAAAAUCUAAUUGAUUUAGAAUACUUUAGAAGCAGCAUAUCUAAAAUUAAACAAAGACAACUUAGAGGAUGAUAAAAUAAUCAAGGAAUACUCAUUUCCUAUCAAAUCUACUAAUGAUGUAAAAACUAAAUAAUUACUUUAAAUAUCUGCUUUACUAUAUAAAAAAUAUUAUGUUCUCAAAAGAAAUUUCACUUUAUAAUUAAUGUUAAUAUUACCUAUGCUAAUUUUAUUAAUUGCUUAUAUUUUUGGAUAUCAUUUAUUAUAAGAUGAAGCCUAAACCUAAUUUUUUGUAUCCUUAUUUAUAUCACAAUCAUUCAGUCUUAAUUCAUCAAUAUUUAUUAGCACUCCAAUUCUUGAAAGAGAACUUAAAAUUAGAUAAUAAUUAAAAUAAAUGGGCAUGUCUUAAUUUACAUACAUUUUUGGUACAUUCAUAGGAGAUUACUUCAUUAUAUUGAUUGUAACUACAUUCAUCUAUGUAUUAUCACUUUAAAUUGAAAUGCUCUAAACAUCAGAAUAAUUGCUAAUUAUAUUAAGUUUAUUUGGAUUAUCAGUAAUUUCAUUCUCUUAUGCAUCAUCUUUUAUGUUCAGUUCUAAUUAAAGUGCUUUUAAAAUAUUCCCAGUUAUCAAUUUUUUAUUUUGUUAUUUUCUACCUUCUAUGAUUGAUCUUUAACUAUAAAAUCAAUAUAGUGAAAUAUUUACACUCAUAUUCCCACUUUAUACUUUGAAUUUAGCAUUAAAGGAUGAGAUUCAAGAUUAUUCUAUUUAUUUUGUGGUUUAAUUCAUCAUUUAUAUGUUUUUAUAUUAUACUCUAGAAAAAAAUAUAAUAUUAUUUGAAAAUAGAAAGAAUUUAUUAGAUAAGAACAAUAAAUUAUAAGUUUAGAAUAUAUAAUUUGGAUAUACUUCAAAUAAAUAAGUACUUAAGUAAAUUGAUCUUUAAUUAUCUCCAUAAAAGAUAUUGACACUUCUAGGUCCAAAUGGUGCUGGUAAAACUACACUUAUUCAAUUAAUUACUGAUUGUCUUAAAGCUAAAUGGGGAAGUAUCAUGUACAAUGAAAAUAUGAUAAUUUCAUCUUGUUAAUAAUCUGAAGGUUUAUGGGAAGAUUUAACUGCUGAAGAAAUCUUAUAUUUAUUUGCAAGAAUCAAAGGAAGUAUAAGGAAUGUGAAAAAUGAAAUUUCUUAGAUUUUAAGGAUUUUAUAAAUCAAAGGAAAAAUAGUGAAUAUGUCUGGUGGUCAAAGGAGAAAGGUUGCUUUAGCUAUAAGUCUCAUUGGAGAUAGUGGUAUGAUUAUUCUUGAUGAGCCAUCAAAUGGACUUGAUCCUAUUUCAAGAAGAAAUCUACAAAAUAUGAUCAAAGCUCAUGUAUAAAAAAGAAAUAGUUCUAUUAUACUAACUACACAUGAUAUGGAUGAAGCAUAAUAUUUAAGUGAUAGUAUAAGUUUUAUCAUCAAUGGACAAUAACCAUUCCCAUAAUAGAGUGUUAAUUAAUUAAUUGAAUAAUAUGGGAGUGGAAUCAUACUAACUAUUAGGGCUAAAAAUAAAGAGGCUUUGGAUUAAGUAAUUUUGGCUUUUCCAAAACAUUAAAAAGAAGGAUUAUUGAUUGUUAUCAAAUUGGGUAAUGAAUAUGAUGUUGCUACAACAAUUAAGAUUCUUAAGAAUUUAUGUUAAGAAGAUUUGAUUGGAUCAUUUACUAUUAGAUAAGCUAAUUUAGAAUAAGUAUUUUUAAGACAAUGCCGAAAAUAAUAUGAUGAAGAUUGA
Messenger RNA from Paramecium pentaurelia, 3472 nucleotides. Lineage: Eukaryota; Ciliophora; Oligohymenophorea; Peniculida; Parameciidae. The record is from the annotation of a GenBank genome assembly.